AACAAACCAAGUAGUUGACACUUUCUUUGAUUAGUAUAUAAAUCGACUAUUUUUUAGGUGCAGUUUGAUGAGUGCACAAUACGUGUAACGUUUACUCCAGUAUCUGUACGAUUGAUCUCACAUCUGGCCUGUCAAAUUACUUAAGUACAAGUAUUAGUUUAUUAGUUGAAGACGUUUAUUCUUAUAAAAUAAGCAACAUGUGCAUUCAAGCGUAUUUUUGAACAGUAUAAGGACAAAGUGUAGACAUGGAAAACACCAGUAACAAAUUAUGUUACAUCUUUAGUUCAUCUUUGGAAAAGAAAGUGGAGAUAAAAAUUGGUACAUUGGAAGGGAAAAGAUACAAACUAGAGUAUGACCAACUACUUGAUGACCCUCUUUUGAGGUAUUCUGGAUUGUUUGGAUCAAAUUUUGGUCAAGGUGAUCUAACAGCAUCCCUUCAAGUGUUUGCAAAUGGAAGAGCACUGACUUUACCAGUGUUUACAUCGUACAAGCACUUCACUUCUAGGUGGAAUUGGAACCAAUGGAUUACGUUGCCCAUUUCUUACGCUGAUCUUCCCCGAACUGCACAACUAUGUGUUUCUUUUUUCGAUUGUGCUGGGCCAGGGAGAAACAUCUUGGUUGGUCGUACAACAGUCUCACUAUUUGGCAAGUAUGGUGUGUUCAGACAAGGCAUGCUUGAUCUUAAAGUUUGGCCAGGAGAAACAGCUAACAGUUUUUCUGCCAAGUCUCCUGGUGUAUCAAGAGAUUACAAAAAAGAUAAAAUGCAGUGCUUAGCUAAACUUGCAAAAAAACAUCGUUAUGGUCAAAUAAAUAAAGUUGACUGGUUAGAUAGACUCACGUUUCGAGAAAUUGAGCUUAUAAACGAGCAUGAAAAAAGGACAUCAAAUCACUUGUAUGUAACCAUAGAAUUUCCAGAAAUCAUCGUGGAUGGUGUACUUUACGUUAUCGUGCACUACGAGAAGGAUGGAGAUGAAGUGGUGCAACAUCGAUCACAACCUGAUAUUGUGAUACUUCCUGACUAUGAGAUCUUGCAAGAAAACUUGGUGGAAGCUAAACAUCAUAAAUUAGCUAGAAGCCUACGAAGUGAAGGUAGUACCAAAGAACUGAAACCAACAUCAAAUGUUCGAGAUGCCUUGAAUAUUAUACUUUCAUAUCCACCUACUACUGCAUUGUCUACCGAGGAGCAAGACCUAAUAUGGAAAUUCCGUUUCUACUUGUCCACUCAAAAAAAGGCUCUCACAAAGUUUGUAAAAUGUGUCAAUUGGAAAGUAUUAGGGGAAGAGCGCCAAGCAUUAGAAAUGUUGUCCAUAUGGGCUCCUCCUGAUCCCGAAGAUGCUUUAGAACUACUUGGACCUGCUUUCACACAUGUUGCUGUUAGAAAAUAUGCCAUUCAGCGUUUAAACCACGCCUUGGAUGACGAUCUAAUGCUAUACAUGCUGCAAUUGGUACAAGCUUUGAAGUAUGAAGAUUUUGAUUAUAUUAAAAAAGUUAGUGAGUAUCGAAUGAGACCAGAAGAACAAACUAGUAGUAAUAAAAGCGAAAGAACGGACAAAGAAGAGAAGGAUCGCACUUUUUCGUCUUCUGCAAUAUUGGUGAGGGAUUUCCAAUGUAAUGAUCCUGAAGACAAACAGAAUUUUCAAACAGAUUUAGCAAGUUUUCUCAUUACACGAGCUUGUCGUAAUUCUACACUUGCUAAUUACUUGUAUUGGUACUUAUGUGUUGAGUGCGAAAAUCCAAUAGAUUCUCUUAGUAGUGCAAAACAAGAUUCUCGAGUUGGAGAAAUGUAUGCCACUGUUAAAGAUAUGUUUGUAAAUGCGCUUUCAAGUGGUAACAGUGUUUGGCAGGAGAGAAAAGCAUUUUUAGACAAACAGAAAAAUUUCAUCGACCAAUUGAUUUCACUUACCAAAGCUGUGGCCAGAGAGAGCGGAAAUCGUAAAAAGAAGACUGAAAGAUUGCGUGCUUUGUUGUCCGACUCUGAGCCAAAUUUCCGGGUCAAUUUUUCAAAUUUCGAGCCCAUUCCAUUUCCCCUUGAUCCAGACAUCUCAAUCAAAGGAAUUUCACCCAAUAAUGCGAUUCUUUUCAAAUCAGCUCUCAUGCCCAUCAAACUAACAUUUUUCACUACUAAUAACAAGGAGUACAACGCUAUAUUCAAACAUGGAGACGACUUAAGACAAGACCAACUAAUUUUACAAACCAUAGCUUUGAUGGAUAAGCUUUUGAGAAGAGAAAAUUUAAAUCUCAAGUUAACACCUUACAGGGUCCUUGCCACUAGUCCAAGACAUGGAUUCCUACAAUUCAUUGAAUCCACAACAGUUGCCGAAGUGGUAGCAAACGAAGGUUCAAUACUAAAUUUUUUUAGAAAGCAUCAUCCUUCCGAGAAUGAUCCAUAUGGAGUAGCUCCGGAAGUACUGGACACUUACUUGAGAAGCUGUGCUGGAUAUUGCAUAAUAACAUACGUUUUGGGUGUGGGAGACAGACAUUUAGAUAAUCUUCUUCUUACAACGUCAGGAAAGCUCUUCCACAUCGAUUUUGGAUAUAUAUUGGGGCGUGAUCCUAAGCCAUUGCCACCACCUAUGAAACUCAGCAAAGAACUGGUCGAUGGUAUGGGUGGAAUUGGAUCCGAAAAUUAUCACGAGUUUCGCAAGCAAUGUUAUACAGCUUACCUCCAUCUGCGCAGGAAUGCCAAUUUAAUUUUGAACCUCUUCUCCUUGAUGGUAGAUGCUAGUAUACCCGAUAUCGCCUUAGAACCCGACAAAGCUGUUAAAAAGGUUCAAGAUAAGUUACGUUUGGAUUUGAGUGAUGAGGAAGCAGUUCAUUUUAUACAAAAUCUCUUGGACUUAUCAUUGACUGCUGUCAUGGCAGCAUUAGUCGAACAAUUUCACAAAUUUGCUCAAUAUUGGAGGAAAUGAUUUUUUGAAUAACGUUUGCAAAUAUUUAAGUUUAAUGGUUAUUAAUACACACUUAUUAAUUGUAACUUUUAACAUAAAGAAGAUUAUUUUAAAAAAUUAUUGAAACAUUUUUUAUGCACUAUCCACAAUUAACCAUCUAGAAAAAAGUCAGCAAUUUGUUUUCCGA
Molecule: messenger RNA, 3075 nt
Organism: Copidosoma floridanum
Lineage: Eukaryota; Metazoa; Arthropoda; Insecta; Hymenoptera; Encyrtidae
Gene: Pi3K59F
Product: phosphatidylinositol 3-kinase 59F
Biological process (GO): phosphatidylinositol-mediated signaling; endocytosis; phosphatidylinositol-3-phosphate biosynthetic process
Cellular component (GO): phosphatidylinositol 3-kinase complex, class III, type I; peroxisome; cytoplasm
Molecular function (GO): 1-phosphatidylinositol-3-kinase activity
Source: RefSeq, a predicted model, not a curated record